AGAGGGCACAGUCUCCCUAGCUCCUUCUUUCCAACAAACACAGCCCCUCUAGCCCUUAGGUAGUUAUCAGGACUAUUCUUUCACUCCCAGCAUAUCUUUGGUGCAGUGGUCCUAGCCAGCCUUGCUCCCUGGGGAAGAUGGCCAGGGUCCUCACUGCUUCCCUAAGUACAGAGGCAUGGAGGAGAGAGGGGUGGCUUGGCUUUCGGGUUUGAGUCAGUUUGACCUCUCCAGUCCUUGGUGCUUUGCUGCAAAACUAUCUGGAUCAUGUCGCUCUGUCCAGAGCAAGUGUUUAUAUCUACAUUUAUUGUGUUAAACCGCUUCCAUUUCCUUUCAUAUCUGUCCUCAUUUCCAGGACUUUUAUGUGGAAGUGCCUCAGAUCCAGAGGCCAGGAUGGUGGGAGUCUUAGAUCCCAACUCGAAUUUGAGCCUAACAUGUUAGACAAAGUGUCUUAAAUAAGGUGGAUGUUCAUUUAUGUUUCAUGUUAACAGUCUGCCCAGUCCAGAGACCCAGUAUCCUCCAUCUCAUGGUCCCAGUGUCCCUUAGGAUGUUGUUCUCAUCCUCAUGGUUGAGGUCGCUGUCUUUUCCCAUGGAGAAGCAAAAAGAGCAUGGGCAAACAAAUUCAUUUUUAAAGACAUGAAGCAAAAGUUGCACUUUUCACUUCCACUCAUACCCCAUUGGCUAAAACCUAGUCAUAAGACCACACUGAGCUACAAAGUGUGCUGGGAAAUGUGGUCUUUAGUUGAGGGCACAGCUGGGAGGGUGUGUCUGUUCAUGGCCUCCUUUCUUCAUGAUCAGCCCAACACAGGAACAGGAGAGGAAACCGGUUGCCAUGACUGUCAGUUCAGGGCUGAGAGAACCUUGCAGCCCUUGGGGCCUUUCUUAAGGAUCAGGGGCCAGGGGCACCUCGGGGCUGUCAGGAGUGAGAGGUGGCACCCCUGUCUGGCCCAUGGAGGAAUGCACAGAGAUCACCACUGCCGUGCUUGCUGGAGGAGGUAGGACUUGAACUGGACCUGCAGGAUAUUGGAAGUUUAGAUGAGCGAAAGGAGGAAAGAUCAGCGGAGCAGCAUCACAGAGGGCCUCAGAUUCCAGGCAAGCAAAGACGCAGUGGCUCCAAGAUAGAAGCCAAGUUCUGCACCACAUAUUCAGGGUGUAUGCACGAAGCCCGGGUGCCACGACAGACCACCUUCUGGAAGGUUGCAAGGGGUGAAGUCGUGUAAGUCAGUAGGUGUACUGUGGUCCUUCUGUAGGAACCAAGGAACUGUAAAGGGCGAUAAACUCAAAAAGUCAGUAGGUUUAAAAGAAGCAUGGAUAAAUUAAGCAAAGACAGAAUCUAAAGAAUUUCGGGUGAGGGCUGCCAUGCUUGGGAAGGAAACCCUGUCUCUUUGCAAGCUACCUAUUGGCGCCUCUGUGUAACCAUGUCCAGGCAGAUGGAGGAGGGCAAGCCUUGGGUCAGCAAGCCGUGCAACGAACAUAUCCCCUGGUUGCUAAACAGACAUCUUCAAGCAGGAAUUACCCCAGCUCUUUGCUCCCUUCUCUCCCUCAGCUUAUAGGUAUGGCUCAUCACUCCCUCUUCACCUCUUCUUUUCCUGUAUUAUUCAGAGCUUACAUGGUGUCAAGCGACAUAGGCUCAAAGGGAAGUGUGUUGAAGCUCACGUGGCACAAUUGUGUGGGAAGGGCAGAGGAGAUUGCUUCAUCUAGUGCCCACUCCUCAGUCAGUCAGCUGUGACUGUGCCCACUGCACACCCAAACUUCUGGGGCCUGCCACACUUGCAGAGACCUCACUUCAUCAAAUUGUCUCUGUCCUGGGUUUUCCUUCAUCCUCUACCCCCACUUGCCCAAUAUGCUCAUCUUUCAUUUAAAAGAAGAGAAAAAAAGCACUUCCCCCAUGCCUAAGUUCUUCCAUUCCCGCAUAUUCCUUCCUUACCCUUUCAUCCUCAGUGCUGAGCCCGAGGGAUCCACUGUCUCCCUGUCCACUGGCACCCGCUUGGUGUAAUGACUGCCUCCUGACUUUUAUCCUCACUCUGUAGCUUUUCCUCCACAGCCCCCUUCCUCAGAGGUCAGGCAUUCCUGCAGUCUGUGUGGUGUGGACCCUCAGCCCUCCUCCAGCCCUGAGCUCCUGGUCCACACACCCCACUUCCUACUGUGACUCCACAGAGUGGCCCAGAGGCACCAGUCUCAGGCUCCACACACCCAGCAGUUUGCCCAGUCUCUAAAGCCCACUGCCCUUUCGUGCAGCCUCCAGCAUUCUCUGCCCCCACCCACCCCGUCCCAGCCCUACUCCCACUGAGCACCAAACCCACAGGCCUGCCCCCCCCCCACAGAUCCCCCCCGUAGUUCCUGUGUUAGCUCUUCUCCAUUUUGUCUCUUACCCUAGAGCACCCACUGCAGCCCUAUUGCCGAGACUAGCUAACUCUCCAUCCUUCACCCAGACCACCUGCUCAGGGGGUGUGCCCCUCUGUGCUCCUACAGCACCUGAGCAUUCAACUCAAAACCUCUGCUUUCCCAACUGAUUACAGCAGCCCCCAGACUGGAAUAAUGUGGCCUCAGGGCUGAGUGUGAGCUAGAGCUCAGUGGUGAACAAAUGGCUUUCUGUGUCCUGCUGAGAGGGAUACAAGGAUGAAUUCCAGAGUUUAUAAUCUGGAAGGGGAAAGCAAAUAUUCCUAAAAGGCAAACUAUGUGGCCAGAAAGAAAGGGAAGCUUUCCCCUGGGAAGCUUGUUCUUGUUUGGAAUUUUCAGGAAAAACCACAAUCAAAUUACAGAAAAAAUAAAGGCACCCCAUUCCUUUUUUAAAAUAAACACCAGGGCCUUUGAAUAAAACAUUCUGUAAACCCAAACCAGAACUAAGCUAGUUUAUUGAACUCAGUUGUUUUCACUAAACCACAAAGCAAAUGUUUUCCUAAAAUUUACUUGGUUAACCGGUACAUAAAGGGACAAAACCUGUUUCCCAAAACAGUUUAACUGAUCAUACAGUCCAAAUAUUCAUUUCAGGUAAGUCAGUUUGGAAAUUCACCCAUGCCCUUCUGCCUGGGCAGCUGAAGUCGAGGUGCCCAUGAUGUCAUCUCCCCCAUCUCUGCCACAGAAUUUGACACACUUGCUCUCCCAGUGACCAGACACUGCGAUGCCCAGCCUGACCCUGCCCUUGCACUUGCUGUUCGAAUUGCUGUCCAAAGGCGGAGAUUGGCUAACCCUAUAAAUUGGCCUCUGCCCCCCAGAGGCUGGUGGCUGGCAGCGGAAAGCUGAGCUGAUGCAAACUAAGGCGGGAGCCUUUUCUGGCAUUCCAGGGGCUGUGCCCAAAUCCAUGAAUGGUCCUGGGCCAAGUACAGGAUGAGGAGGGGUUGGAACCUUGAGGGACAAAAUUAUUCCUACCACCUUCGGAUAGGCCCACAAAGGCUGCACUGCCCCCUUAACUGGGCCCCCUGUCAGGGACCUGCUUGGAGGAGAGAGAGGCCACCUGUGGGGUAGCUAUGCCCCACCCAAACCUACUUCCACAUGGAGUGACCCAGUCCUGGUGCCCAAGUGUGUGGUUAAGGACAUCCCACCCAACCCAUUUUACAAGUGGGCAAACAAGCCCUCAGGAAGAGUGGUCAUAGCUCUCCCCAGACUUCUUAACAGGCUGCUGGACUCCUCACUCUUAGGCCCCCACUUUUCUACCAGGGAAAGCCCUGAGCUGGGUGGGACUCAGGAAGACCCCAGGCAUUGCCUCUCUUAGGGCCAUAAUUUGCUGUGUCAGAGAGGGCUGUGAGGGCUUUCUAGACCUAAGGGCAGGAGCUUGAGAAUGCAGCUAGGGAAGUGGCUAGAUGAGACUUCAGGGGCACAGGCCAGGCUUGUGACUUGAGAUCCCUGGGAAGGUGGAAGGAGGAGGCAUCUGUCUGGUGACCCCAGCGCCAGCAGCUGAACAUACACUGCGAAGGGAAGAGAGUUGGUGGCGAGCUGCCACCCGUCCCCUCUUUGAGACGUCAUUGGAGUCUGUGGGCCCAGAGCAGUGGGUGGAACUACCUGAGCAAUAAAUCUUGGGUCUGGCUGCCUGGGUUCCACUGCUGCCUGGAGGAGCCACUUCAUCCACAGCUCUCCCUCGGUGAGUGAAAAGGCUGCCCUCCCCAGGGCUGGGGCUCCGGGAUGGAGCUCUAUUCUGGAUACACUGCUCCUCUUCCCCCUCCCAAGUCCCUCUACCCCUGACCCAUGCCCAGAAAAGCCCCCUUUCCCUCAUCUUUCCCCAACAACACUAUUCCUGUGCCUGCUGCCCCUAGCAUGGGAGGGACAAGGGGUAGAAACCCUUGCCCCUGUAACCACCACACAUCCCCAACUGCCAUGGAAGAGAGAUAGCAACCCACAGGGAAAAGGAGCUGAGGGCCUGCCAAUAACGUCCCCCAGCACUGGGUGCCCCAGAUUCCCCCACACUGCUGCCUGUCUUUUGAACAACUCCCCUGUUCCCCUCUCCAACCUUCUCUCACUUCUGGGAUCCCUGAGGGAAGAAAGGGUAGUCCUGCCCUACUGGGGAAGGCCCUCAACUGGCAAAGCGGGGAGCCUCUGCCCCAGGGGUUCUGAGAGGUGGCUAGUUGCCAGGAGCCCUCAGGGUCCAGACCCCUGUAGUCCUGGUAUAGGGAGCAAUAGCAGAAGAGAGAAGAACAUUAGGAGACACUGAAGCUGCCCCUGAAACGCCAGUUGUCCAAGGGGAUCCCGGAGGAAGAGGAAGGGGGUAUGGAUGGGAGCACUCCCUGAGUGCUGUCCACUGUCCAUGGGAGCAGCCCUGCCAUGGCCAGCUUUGGGCUAGGCCUCCUGGUGCUGCUGCUGACCACCCACCCUGAGCCCUCGAAGGCUCAGCACUGCUCCCACAGCUGGCACCCUGAAGGAAAGCAAGCCUCCAGCUCACUCCAUGACCCCCAACAUACUCCUGGGCCCCCAGGAAGGGUUCUGGGCACUGCAGCUCACAGCCCAGGCCAAAUUGUCCCCAACCUCCCAAGCGAUGUUCUGGCUCCCCCUGAGGACAGUGUGCCCUGGGAGAGUAGGACCAUGGCCCGGUGGCUCCUCCACAGGAAGCAGCACCUGGUGCAGACACUGCUGGUAAGUAAGCUAAGAACUGGCUGGGGGUGAGGGGGAAUGAUACACCACUGAGUUAUUUAUUUUUGGUUGCCUUGGGUCUUUUUUGCUGUG
Molecule: messenger RNA, 5151 nt
Organism: Aethalodelphis obliquidens (Pacific white-sided dolphin)
Lineage: Eukaryota; Metazoa; Chordata; Mammalia; Artiodactyla; Delphinidae
Source: RefSeq, a predicted model, not a curated record